Molecule: messenger RNA, 16153 nt
Organism: Cinara cedri
Lineage: Eukaryota; Metazoa; Arthropoda; Insecta; Hemiptera; Aphididae
Source: the annotation of a GenBank genome assembly
ACAAAACUACUAAUAUUAUGUUAAUACUGCACUAAUAUUCUUUUUUUCAGGUAGGUAUUAAUCCGGAAUAAAUAUAUCACUAGUGAUGGCAUAGAUAUGUGCGAUUUUCUUACGAGGAGAUUAAUGAGGUUAGCAUUUUUCAAUCGAAUAAAUAUAAAUGCACAGAGACAAUAAUUGCAUACCCCACCCUCCCCACUCUCAUUGCAGUAUUUCGCCUUUAGUUAUUACUUGCAUAGGUACCUUUAUUAUUCAGGGUAAAGAAUGGUCCAAACUCUGAAAAUUUUGAAUUUUGAAUUUUUCUUAUGGUAGUAACUUAAAUCGCACUGUAUAGACGGGCAUGAAAUGCCGUAACCUUCACCCAAAAAUGUAUUUUAUUUAGAUCAAAAUAUUUGUUAAAUUUGAUUACUUAUAUUUUUCUAUUUGAAAAUGAGGUUACUUACUAUUUUUUUAAUAUCUAUUUCAAUAAUAUGGAAGGUUUUUCUGAAAACAGUAAAAUAUGAAAACGUCUGUGUAGGUACUUACCUUAUAUAUUGCAUGGUUCACAGUUCACAGACAAUUCAGACAUCUUUGUUUUUGAAGAAAGUUAACCUGAAUAUUUAGUAUUUAGCAGUUUUAGAACAACUGUCUCGUUUUAUUGGAAUAUCGAGUUCCGCAAACUAUAAAUCAUACAAUAUUAUUAUAAAUAAUUUUAGGAUACAAAAUUUUAGCAGUAAAUUUCGAUUAUUAUGAUUUCUGUCGUAGUUAGAGUAAAUUAACUCGCGAUUGCAAAUAUUACGAACACCUAUGUUAUAAACACUCCAUUGUAUUAAAAAAAUAAAAUAAUAAUCCUUUAGUUGAUGUCCAUAUCUUUUAAAACCUAACCCAAUUACUUUUUAUAUAGAAUAUCAUAUCCAACGCAAAAUCAGUCUAUUCAGUUACAGAAGGGGGACGUGGAAAAAUCGCUACUUGGUUGGUAUAGCUUUAUAUUUGACGUCACGUCUAGUUGUCGAUCGGUAUGAUCAAACUAUAGGUACUUAGCCGAUAAGGUUACAACCCAAAUAGCGCUAGAAUCCAGUGGUGGGUUUGAUUCAUCUUUUAAAGGAGGGGGGCAAUAUCCUUUUGGUCCAAAAAUUAAACUUUUAACUAACAUAACCAGACGUCAGUCAAUGUGACCACUGACCGCUUAAUGUGAUAGCACUACUAUCUACAGAGACUGUGAUUAUAAUUUAUUAACACUGUACUUCUAUUCAGAUUUCUGAAAGAAAUUAUUAUUUAUAGGUAGUUUGAUGUCUAGGGAGACCAUAGCCCCCAUGUCGCGCCUGAUAGGAUCUCCAUAGGAUAUAGUGUUGAUCGUACAAUAGGAUAAAGAUCAACUUUCAGUUAACUUUUGUGUACACUCAAUAUGAACAUCAAAAUGUCCACAUUUUUAUCUAUUUAAGAAUUUAGAAUGCUCUCCAGUCUCCAAUGAUAUCGUUGGAAUAUCAGACUUGGAUAUCUCGAGGACAUUUAGCAAAAUGUUCUUAGUGCAGCCAGAUGUCCACUGAACGUUUUUGAUUAUUGUACCUUUUGGAUAUUCUAAGAAAAUAUAAUAAUAAAACAUAAAACACGUUUAAAAAAACACUACCUUUGGAAAAAAGUAUCGACGGACGAUAUGUAAUUAUUUUGUACAAUAGGCAUCACGUGAAAAUAGUACUCGUAAUCGAUAAUUCUUAUAUCUACAGAAUGUCUAUUAUAACGCAACAGUAUUAUAGGUAGGUACCUAGUUUUUUAAUUUUCACUCAUCAUUUCGAUUUUCAGCAAUUAUAUUUUUGAACGAUUCCUUUGUUGCACACUUCCAAGUUGUAGUAUACUUACUCGUAUCGGAUAGGUAGGUAUUUGCUAUUACGCUUUUAAUAUAAUAUAUCUAAUUCAUUUAAUUUAUUUCACCUAUAUAAAAUACAUACACCGUGAAACAAUAUAAUAGGUGUAUAUAUAUGUAAAAUUGACGUUCGGAAACUUCAUGGUGUGUGGAAGUGAUGGCGAACGAUUUUUUUUUUUUUUUUUAAGUACGAAGGGUAGGGCAAAACUGCAGAGGGUAAGUGUGUAUGUAUAUAUAGGACUUGGCAUAUAAUAAUAGUGUAAAUUCGUAAAAGUAUGUACAUAGGUAUGUCGUAUGUGUGUGUACUGAUUGUGUUUGACAUAUUAUUGUGUAUAACAACGGGCCAAAUGUGUCUAUAUAUAUAUAUAUAUAUAUAUUACGAUAAUGUAUACGAUUUUAUUGAUUUCAGCCAAUCGAAUAACGUUUGCGAAACCCUCCCAGCUGUUGUCGCCGUAACCUUUAAAAACCGCGAAAAACCCGUUUUGACGUCCAGACGCCGUUCUCGUCUUUGCUGAUGGCUUUUUUCCCCAAGUUGAGCUCCAAACGAAACUCGCGACUUUCGGCAUCCGUUUUGUUGAGUUCGAUACACUAUUACUAUUGUUGGCUACCCACUAUACUGGCACUACUAUAAUUAUAUUGGUUAUUUUAGGAGAAAUAUGCGAGGCGUGCGGGUUAGACGACGGAUAUCGGGAGAAAUAGUCAGUGUGAGCAUAAGAAUGUAGAUAUAACUAACCUUUGAAUUUGCGUGGAAUGUAAAGGCAAAAUAACUUUUUGUCGAUUUUGCGAUAUUGCAGCCCGAAAGUCGAAAGUAAUAAUAAUAAUAGUAACUACCAGUAGCAUACCCAGGAAUUUUCAAUAGUAGAGGACUAUAAUAAAUAAUAAUCACAACUCAUAAAUAAAUCGAAAAAUCUAUUCUUCUGUUAUAGGUAUUAAACUUGAAAAUGAGAGUAUUUAAAAAAACCGGAUCCAAGAGAGCAAAUUUAUGUUCAAUAAAUCGCACGUUUUUCCUUGUAAUUUGGGUUAAAUACCUACCUAUAUAAUUUCAAGAUAAAAUUAUACCUACUAAAUAAAUGCUCAUAAUAUAGUUGUUAUAUUUUUAAGCCAGUGGAUGGGGAGGUAUAUAACCCCUUAACCUCUGCUCGCAUGGACCAGUGUCGGCCUGGCAUAUCACGGGCCCCUAAAGCAAUUUGUUUUAAGCGGCCCUAUAGAUGAAAAUCAAUGCAAUAUUCGGUUAAAAGUCGAAUUUAUUGGUCGAUCAUAUUUCUAAAAAAUAACAAUGGAUUUCGCAGAGACAUAUAUAUAUAUAUAAUAUGUUGUAUUGACAAAAGUGAUUUUCAGCGACAUUACAGUUUUCAGCAAUUGGUGUGUAAAUUUACUCGCUCACGCGGUUAUUAUAAUAAAUUAAUAAUGUGAUAUUUGAGUGCAGUCUGCUGUAGUCUACUAAAAUCUAAACAAUACUAUAUCAGUUUAUUUAAUCUCUGCAUAAAAAACAGUCAGUAGUUAAAUGAAAAUAUUUUAUAAAUUUUGGACUUCGAUGGGGGGUCCCUUACAGGCUGCAGACACAAAUACUUCUGGGGGCCCGGGCCGCGUUCGCGGUCUAGUGGUCAUGGCCAGACCGACUCGGCCCCAUGCACACGCCACUGAUGUCUACCAAUAUUAGGCGUGUUUCUUCACUGCAUAAUAUUUUCAAACAGUUAAGUCUUACGGUUAUAUAUUCCAGUUAGUAGACAGUUACUAAAUCAUCGAAACAUACAUUUGUAAAUUUGGUUACUGAAAUAAUUGAUAACACUAUCACAAUCGAGAAAUAAAAAAUAUAAUUGAAAAACUAGGUACCUAUCAUAUUUUUUUUGUCAUCGCGUUUUUGAUAUUAAUAUUAUAACAAUUAGUUAUUACGGGCAUAAUAUAACCCGAUGUUGAUAUUAAUAACAUUAUCGAUCAUAAUCAUGUUGAAACCUAUAUGUCAUCCGAAAAAUGUAACUGGGUACAUUCAGUAAUUCGGAAUAAGCAUUUUUGCCCGAAAACUAAUGUUAAAGAAUGGAUCAUAAAGUACAGUGUACCUAUAUACUCGUACUAUCCAUAAUAUCUAAAUAUAGGUAGGUAACUACCGUAGUAUCCCAGAAACGUUUUACAAUUUACUUGAUUUUCUUCAACAAGGUUCACCGGAUUUUUGACGACAAGAUUGUGUUGAUAUAUAGGUUAAUGAACGAAAUUAAGAGUAUUUUCCAUUUACUGUCAAUAUUAGUGUAUAAUAUGUAUAAACCGGUAUUUUCCAAACUGAGAGCUGCGACCUUUUGAAAUUGUGAUGGAUCACCGUUUACGAUGAUCCGUACGGAUACCUGUGAAGUAGUAACUCUUUUGAUUAUGAUUCGUUUUUUGUAUAACCCAUCAUUCUGUGCCACAAUUAAAAAAAGUUUGAAAACCACUGGUAUACAUUCUAUAAGCGCGUUUUAUUAAAUUAAAAAUUAUUAUUGUUAUUCAUCUGUUCAUCACAAGUGUUUAUCUUCGUCCAACUAGUUAACGAACACCAGUAAACCCUCUUGCCAACUCGUAAUGAACGGUUAAAAAAUGUACUAAAUUGUUUACUAAAAAGUGGUAACUAUAGGUUACAGCAGCCCUUUGGCAAAAGUGUUAUCAGUAAAUAGUUUACUCACGGUUACAUCGCCAAAACACACCUAAACAAUAGAGUUUGCUAAUCGGUCACAGUUGAUCUUCGCAUCAUCAUAAUUCAUUAAUAAUGAAAAUACGUGGUGAUUUUUUUUUUUUUUUUACCGCGUAUUUUUCGUACACAAAGGUACCCAUAAUAUUCGUCGUUAGUGUUUUUCGCGUUUCCGAUGUGACGAACCGAUAAUAUACCUAAUAUACCUGGCUAAUACCAAUUAGGUAUAUAAUCGUCGACCGGACUAUCGGUUUGAUCGGCUUCGAUACACGUACGACAGCAAUCGUAUAUAUGUACGCAAAUUUCCGUACCAUAUACACGCGUUCCGACCGAUGGGCGUAUUUAUUUGACCGGAAUUAGAUUACAAGCCGGUACCUAAAUUACAACGGGAAAAACAAUGUCACGAAUUGGGGCGGUUUUUUUUUUUUUUUAUAUUCGCGGUUAAACGUAAAUAUCGCAUGAAUACCUAUAGAUUAUAUCAGCUAUCGGCGGCGGACGGAGUACAACGUCAUUAAGUGGGUACCAGCUAUGUAUAAUAUUAACGGACAAACGAUGAUAUAAUAAUAAUAAUAAUCGGUCGGGAUCGUUACUCGAAAAAUUACGCAGUUUUUGGCGGUACGGUUCGUUUUUUCAGUGGACAUAAUCUUUCACAUCGGUCAUAAACUCGCGUAACCCAUCAAACCGUCAGUGUAUAAAAACUCCAAGGUCAGAGAGGCCAAUGUACACGAUUCAAAUGUGACCCAUCGUUACAUUAUUCAUAGUUAUACGCCUAAUAUUUGGUUAUUGGUUAUUACUUUUUCCGUGCAAUGUACGAGUUAUAACACUCGAAUAAUUAUUAUUGUUGAAUUUGUUUCGAUAUUGCUCGUGUAUUCUGUACUAUGGUUUACGGUCGUGAAAUGUUAAAAAAUCGAUCGGUGAAUGCUAAAUAGCCGCGAAAAUCGAGCCAACUAUCGGUGUGCCGGUGUGGGUUUUUAUAAUCUUUAUACUUAGUUCUAUCCUAUAUUAUUAUACCGAUAUUAAUCGCAGAUUUAAACGCAGUGGUGCGCGCAGGGCCAUAUUCCUCUCUAAUAGCUUAAAAAUGCAACAACUAUACGUGUCUGUUAAGUAAUUUUAUCUUGAAAUUACCUACGUAUGAACAUUUUAUAGUCAAUUUAAGGUUCUCACACACUGGUGGUGGUGGUGUCAAAGCCGAUGGAGAUGGUGGUUACGGUACUGUGGUACAUUAUAUUAUGUAUUUAAUACUAAGUGCAUGCAUCAUAUCGCCAUGGCGAAACCUGUGGUAGAUCAUGCGAUAAAAUAAAUGUGACGGUAAAUUGUCACAUGACAAAUUUCACUGCUGCGUUGUAGCAAAUUUAAAAAUAUCAAAAUAUAAAUUUCGAUUUUUAGAAAAAUAAAAACUACUGCCACGGCCACAGAGGCGGUGUUCGUGAGACAUUGCUAACCGAAAAUAAUUCAUGAACCGUGAUUGUUAUUUACUACAUCCCUUCAGGUUGAAAAUGUCUGGGCACGCCACACAAUACAGAUCUAGACGUGUCAGAUAUUAUACUAAUGAUUUUAUGCUGUGUUUGUGUGUGGUGUGUAUUAUGUUAAUAUUAUAAUAUUACAGUUGACGCGCUGCUGCGAUGACUUCGGAAAACGUCAAAGUGAUAGCGAGAUGUCGGCCGAUGAACACCAGGGAACGGGCGCUGAACAGCAAGGUGAGUGCCGAAGAUGCCAUUUUUUCAGAUGUCGUUUACGUGUCGACCGCGCAUUUACCGCGGGUUUUUUUAUUUGUAUUAUCUGUGACCUAUAAACCUAGUGAGCACAACCUUUUUAUUAGUAUACAACAAACAGACCGGCGCGGCGCACGCGAUACGCGCAUCUAUAACUUCACCACCAAAUAGACUCCUUCACUGAAGUAGGUAUAUAAUAUAAUAAGCAGUGGUGUAGUCGUAUUACGUGUAGGAAUUGUAUUAUUGGCGAACUUUGGGUGUGGGCGAACGGCGACGGCCGUUUAUGUCGUAAUAUUAUCCAGUAAUACGGUCUUCGUAGCGUAAAAGAAAAAUAAAUCUGAUACUGCUGAUGGGCGUACCAUUGUUAUCAGUGCUUUGGUGUGAAGUUGGGAAGUUAGGAUACAUAACGUCAUUGAAUUGUUACCCGUGUAUAAGUAUACAAAACAUGUUUCGAAAUGCCGUUGUUUGUAUGAUAUUCGUAACUUUUAACCCGUAUAAAAAUACAAUUAAAAUUAUUUUUACUACAGUGUAGUCUUGAGGGGAUAGGAGAUGUGGGGGCAAAGCCCCACAAGUCUAUAAGGUCUUAAUGAUUUGUGGAUUCCCAAAAAUAUUGUUCUGGUUGCGCCUCUGAUUCCUUCUAUAAUAAUAUGUUGUGCGCAAUCAAAUAAUUACUCCUACAAUAAUUUGUGCGUAAACGAGUUUCAGGUUAUAACUAAGAAAUUUUAAAAUGUGCGCAAACUAGUUGUAGCUGGAAUUUGCUCGAAAGCCGAAUUUUAAAAUGUAACAGUACUUACUUAUUAUAUGGAACAAUAUUGCAGAGCGUGGUGUUCAUAGACUCGGAAAAAUGUUCUUGUUCUAUUGUCAAUCCCACGGACAGUUCGGCUCCACCGAAAACGUUUACGUUCGACGGCGUUUACGGACCAGAUUCCAAUACGGAACAGAUUUACAAUGACAUUGCAUAUCCUUUUGUGGAAGUAAGUAUUAUAUACUUACUAGCUUCAGCUGAGUGAACGGUUCGUGACGACUAAGUAGGAUUUUGGUAUUAUAAUCCCGAAAUAAGUAAUAAUCUAAACUCGACGACUUUCGGACGUAUACAUGUGAAAUAGGACUGUAUUAUUGUUAUACAAACAUAGCCAUUUAGCGCCCAAGGGUUUUUAAGCUCCUCUCUUGAGGCCAUACUUAGGGAUGAUUUGGGGGUGUUAAUCCCCCCGAACUUUUUUUUUUUUUAAUUUUAUAAGACGUAUCUUUGGACAAAAUUGUUUUAAUGUCAUGUCCAAUAGACAUCAUGAUACAUAAAUAAAAUAUAAUAUUGUUAAUUUUAUUUCGAGUUUUAUAUUAAGCUGAGUGCCCUAUAGUUUUAUAGUUUGGUGCCUCGGAGUAAAUGUCCCCAUUUCCUCCCUAUACACAACACAUUUCAUUUGGUCCACAGGGCAUUUUGGAAGGUUACAACUGUACGGUGUUUGCGUACGGGCAAACGGGAUGUGGCAAGAGUUUCUCGAUGCAGGGCGUUGACACGCCGCCUAAUCAACGUGGGAUAAUACCCCGAGCUUUCGAACACGUUUUUGAAGCCAUAUCCGUUACGGAUGACGUUAAGUUUCUAGUGUUAGCUUCAUAUAUAGAAAUCUACAACGAAGAAGUGAGGGAUUUGUUGAGCUCAGACAAUAAACGGAGACUGGAGCUGAAGGAGAGCCCUGAACGAGGUGUAUACGUACAUGGUAAUACUAUAUACGCGUGCUAAAUGGAAUUUACGUUGUGAGGAAUGUUUGUUCUGAAUAUAAGUGAUUCAUUUUCAAGUGUGUUUAUUGCAGAGUUGUCUCAUCACGCAGUACACGACGUAGUCGAGUGCCAGAAGUUAAUGGAACAGGGAUGGAGGAACAGGGCUACGGGCGCGACCCUGAUGAAUGCCGAUUCGUCUAGAAGCCAUUCGAUUUUCACCAUAUCCGUGGAAAUGAUGGGUACGUCGCAAGACGUGGAAGACAUCAAGUCAAUUAAACGGGGCAAGCUGAGUUUGGUCGACUUGGCCGGUAGUGAGAGACAAGCGAAAACCGGUGCCUCGGGUGACCGUCUCAGGGAAGCCACAAAAAUCAAUCUUUCCCUGUCAGCCUUGGGAAACGUGAUAUCGGCUUUGGUGGACGGAAAAGCCAAACAUAUACCGUAUAGGGAUUCGAAACUCACUAGACUACUCCAAGUGAGUUUUGAACUAAAAAAAUACACAAUAGUUUACAAUAUAGGUAACCCAUAAUAAUACAUUUGUGGAUUUAUAGGACUCGCUUGGCGGUAACACGAAAACACUGAUGGUUGCUUGUUUGUCACCUGCCGACAAUAAUUACGACGAGACUCUAUCCACAUUGAGGUACGCCAAUCGGGCAAAAAAUAUAUAUAACGAACCGCACGUGAACGAAGACCCCAAAGACACGAUGUUACGUCAGUAUCAGGAACAAAUAAAAAAACUCAAAGAACUGUUGGAAGCAUCUACUGCCCAAUUGCCCGCGAGCAACGGUUCGAAUGACAUUUCAGAAAAGGAAAAAUUACGACUAGAGUAUCAAGACGAAAUGGUCAAAUUGAGGGAGAAAUAUCAAGAGGAGUACAAUUCCAAGUGUCAGAUGCAGGCGGACUUAAAAGUGUUAAAAGAGAAAUACGAUAAAAACUUAGCGAAGAUCUCUAAUCAAGUACGUAUAUGGUAUAGUUAUGGUACACCUAUUUACCUAUAUUAUUUUAUUCAAGUUUAUAUUUGUAAUUGUUACAAAUAUUAUUAAUAAGUUUAUUAUUUCUUUUUUAAUAACGAAAUAAAAACAAAUAAAUGCGGUUUUAUUUUGUACAUUUACAAAAAAAUUUACAAUUUGAUUUAAAAUAAAUAAAAACUUUAUAACCAAACAUUUUUAAUACCUUUGAACAAUACACAACAUUUAUAAACUCGUACAAUUAAAUAUUGAAAAUAUGUUUAACAUUUAAUAAUAUUAUCUUUAACUAAAUAGUAUAGUUGUAAAAAAAUUAAAAUUUACUGAAAUAUUAAAAACUAAUACUUAAACUGAUUCCAUCUUACCAGAUCAAUUUUAUAUUCGGAGACUAGCGAGGGAUGUAUUAGUUUUAUUAUGGUAUUGUGUGUUUGGCUAUAAAAAUGGUUAUUUUGAAAAUUUUUUCAAAGUAGAAAAAUAAAAAGUUAAUUUUUUCAGUGAUUAAAGGAUUAAAAUAAAAAUUUAAUUUUUCUCUACAUAUGUGUUACCCUCACACAAACUCGAUUAAAAAAAAAAUUAAUAUUUACAGAGUUAUUUGCAUAAGAAAAACACUGUAGGACACUCUGUAUAUGAAAAGGAACAAAAUCGAUCCCGCAUCAUUUUUCGAUUGAAGCAAUAUUUUUGGUAGAAGACAUCGUAAACAAAAAUUAAAAACAAUUAAAAUAUUAACGCUGCGGCGUCGUGCCGUGAAUAUUAGACGUUUUACCUAUAAUUUUCUUUCGGGUUUUUCCCAAUUUUUUCGAAAAAGGUAUGUAAAAUCAAAAAGAUAGACAUACUUCGCACAUGGGUGCAGUCCCUGUUGAAAGUAAGAAGUUGAGAAGCUCGAGAAGAAAUUGAAUUAAUAUCUGUACACAACGAUUAACCAUUGCCAACAAAAAACGGGAAUGACUUUUUUAGAUUAAAGAAAUAUUUUGAUUAGAAAAUAUAGUGCGUAUAAAUUAAAAACAUUGAAAUUGAAAAUGCCACUGCGUGCCGUAAAUAUUUGUCAUUUUUUGUAUAAUUUUGCUUUCGGGUUUUCCCAACCACCUUGAAAAUCCCAUGAAAAAUGAAAAAAUCACCUUUCUAAUGCACUAAGUACAAUAAACUGGUCUCGUGUCAUUUUUAAAAAGGAACAAGUAUCCAGUUUGAAAAUUUGUUUACAGACAGGAAAACAAACACGCAUAGGUUAAAUCAAUGUGAAAUAUUUCGUAAAAUUUCAAAACAAUAACUAAAAAAAAUAUAUAUAUAUAUAUAUAUUGCUCUCGUGGUACCAACUCGUAUUAUACGCCUGUGUAUUAAAAUUGCUGGUAGAAAAGUUGUUAACAGGAAAAAAAAAAAGGCUAUAAUAUUUUAAGUUCCAAGUGGAGCAUAUGUCUCUGACAAAGAGGUUUUUUUUUUAUCUGUAGACAACUUUUCUACUAACAAUUUUGCUCUGAUUUACAAUGAUAACACUUUUCUAAAGGAAAAUCUGACUGUGAAGCCGGGGAGGUACUCUAGGGAGGUAAUUUUUCAAUUUUCCCAGGAGUUUUCUCGUCAUAUGUGAAAAACCGUGAAAAAAUAAACAUAUUUGCAUAAGCAUAGGCUCCUUCAAUUCACUCAGAAUUUAAAACAAUGAUGAUGAUAAUAAUAAUAAAAAUGAGUACUUUAAAAUCAUAAUCAGCAUUUUCAUAAGAAGCAUUAUAGGUAAUAAUAAAUAUAAUGAUCACAUAAAUAAUAACAAUCACUAAUAAUAAUAAUGAGCAUUUUAAUAAAAUAAUCGAAUCAGCAUACUUUUAACAACCAUCAAUAAUAAUAAUCCUUAACAAAUAUCAUAAUCAGUAUUUUAAUAAAAUAAUCACCAAUAAUCAUAACCAUAAGUUUAAUAAGGGUAUUAGUUUAUUGUUAUGAUUAUGACUGAUGGUUGUUAUAAGUAUGAUGAUUAUUAUUAUUCAAAGCAUUGAUGAUUGAUAUUGAUUACAUUAUUAUUAUUAAAAUAUUCAUUAUAUUUAUUAUGCUUCUUAUUAAAAUUCUGAUUAUGGUUAUGAUUUUUAAAGUGCUCAUUAUUAUUAUUGUUAUCAUUAUCAUUGUUUUAGAUUUUGAGUAGUACGAAGAAGCUUAUGGUUUUACAAAAAUGUUUAAUUUUUGUUCACGGUUUUUCACAUUUUACUCACAAAAUUCCUGGGAAUAUCAAAAAAUGACCGCCCUAAAAUACCUCCUCAGUCUGGUUUCCUUUUAGAUAGUGUUAUACAUACCUGAGUGAAAUUGUUCGUAGAAAAGUUGUCCACAGGAAAAGAAAAAGAAAAAAAGACGUCCUAGGAUAAUGGAGACGGGUGCACCCACUGUUAUAGGCAAUUUAAUGUAUACUUGUAAGCAACGAUAAACCAUUGCUAACAAAAAAACGAUUUUGAGUGCAGUUCAGUUGAUAGUGAUGCUUUAAUAUUGAUAUCAACAAUAUAUAUGUAUAUGUCAUAUUAUGGUAAAAUAAUUAAGUAGGCAUUAUAUAAUUUCUUGAAUAUUUGUAUAUUGUAUCGUUUUUUCCAUGUUUUUUCCCGGUUGUUCACAUUUACUGGGAAAAUUUUUGGGAAAAUCGAAAAAUUACCACUUUUAAAGUACUUCCCAAGUCAGAUUUCCUUUUAGAAAAAGUGUUGUCGUUGUAAAUCGGAGCAAAAUUUCUGGUAGAAAAGUUGUUCGCAGUAAAAAAGGUCGUAAUAUUUUUAACCAAUACCUACAAUUCGUACAUUUUACCGCCUUUCCUCUGUUUUUUUUUUUCGGUUUUUCACAUUUAUUGAAAAAACUCCCGAAAAAAUCGAAAAAUGACCUCUCUAAAGUGGAGGUUUUUUACAGAAUUCAUUUUUUGUGUCAUUAAUUUGUGAAUAUAGUAUGUUUUGUGCGUACAUUAAACUUAUUGUAGGACUAUACAUGACUACAAUUUAUAUUGUGUUUAUAUCAAACAUAUUUCAGAACGAUAAUAGAGCUUCUUCUCCUCAGCAUAUUGUUGAAAAAGCCCUGAAAAGUAAUCGAGUGGAACUAAAUUCGUCACAACAAGAAAUUCUAAAAAGGUAUUUUUAGAUUCAGAUUGUUCGGUUCCAAAGUUUCAAAUGCGUAGUGUUUGACUAUAUAUAGGUUGAAGAAACUGCAAGAAAGUAUGGUUGGCGGAGAACGAGUCAACGACAAAGAACUUCAGGAACGCCGUAUGCGUAAGAAAAAAGCGGCCGAGAGACGGCUGAACGCGUUGGCUAGAGCACUGGUCAAUGUCGAGACUGAAGAGGGGCCAAACUUAGUGUUGGGUGUUUACGAUGAUAUACAGGAAGAACUGAGGGCCAAAAAUGAAGCGUUAAAAAAAUACAAACAAAAAGUAAUAUGUCUACACUAACAUUUUAAAAUCAAGUAUUUUUGUUGAUUUUUUUCAUUUUCAGUUAAAAGCGUCGGACAGAGAAAUAGCGGAUAUCCAAAGCGAAUUUGAAAAUGAACGGACAGAUUAUCUGGAAACUAUUAGAAAACAAGAGCGACAGAUCAAAUUGCAAAGUCAAAUUUUAGACAAAAUCGUGCCAACACUAUCGAAAGAAUGUAAUUACAGGUAAUACCUAGACGCUGGAAUUAGACUGUGCCCACAAACACACACUAUUUACGUUUUUUUUUUAUUCGUUUAGUAAUUUAGAGAGGUUAAAAGAAGACGCGGAAUGGGAAGAGGACACGCAGAGUUGGAAAUUACCCGAUCUUACAAGAAUAAAACUACCUCCAGCGUCGGGUACCUAAGCUUUUAUGAACAGAGUUGUUUUUGUUUUUAUUUUUUUAACAGUGUGUCUAAAGCGAAUUUUGAUGGGUAGGUGUAUCUUCGGCAAGACAGUAUGUUAACUCGGUGACCGCUCCGGCUAGAUUAGAAAACUCUGACAAUUCGUUGGCCAUUUAUACGUUCCACCCACUACAGGUUAUAUUGAUAAACAAGCGUGUACCCCAUAACACAGUAAUGGUUUUUCGUGUGGUUAAUCUGUGUUUCAUUGUUAUUAUUUGUUGUGGUUUUUUUUUUUGCUUGGCUUGGCUUGAUUUUGUAAGCGCCAACGGACCGUUUACGCAAACGAGACUUUUGGUGUACAACUUCAAAAUUAAAUGUAUAUAUAAAAGUAGAAUGGUGCCUGAUUGGAGGAAUUGAAGAGGAUGUAAUAGAUUUAGGUAUGAUCAGAUGAAGUGUUGUGUGAUAAAAAUAUGCAAUAAAAAGGUAAAAAGGGAAUUUUCGGAAAACUGUUGUGAGGCCAGUGAUAAUAUGUCAUAAUUAAUAUUGAAUAAAAGAAAAUAAUAUUGGUAUGAAAUACAAAUGGAAUUAGGUACUUAUAGCAGAAAUCAGAAUGUGUUAAGGUUAGGCUAUAUUAUUAUAUUAUGCAUACAUAAUAAGCGGUAAUCCAAGAGUAGUGCGGGUAUAGCAGGGGAAAUAUGAGAAAGAAUAGUUUGAGAUGAUUUGGGUGUUUUGGUCGCUUCCGCUUUAUGGCUUUAGCACGACUUUCUUGUAGGCACAUUAACGCAGCCUGCCAACGGUUCUGCGGCGUUUAGUACGUUUGAUAAUGGCCGAAGAAAAAUGUCUUUGGGCAUAUUCAACACGUUGGCCGGCCUAUCGUUCGACAAAUCUUCCAGUUCAGACAGCAGUAGGCGGUCGUCGUCGCCAGAUGUUCCUGCGGUCUUCGAUCAGGUGACACAUGUAGUGCACGAGUAUUAUAGUUUUCAAAAUUAUUAUAACUCACAUUUAGUAUUUUUUGUAUACAUGUGUGCAGUUAUUAUGCUUGAUAAGUAUUUUAUAAUUUACUGCCACAUCGUCUGAUCUAUACGUAAUCCGUAUAUAACAUUGUACGUCAAAUCGCUUUAAUGUUUCCUAUACAAAUAUCAUGUUAUACACAACUGUUUCUCAAACUUUUUACCACCGCAAUCCUCUAAAUUAAUAUUUAAUUUUUUAGUGACCCUUAAAUAUAUAUUUUGUACGCAACCAACCAAUAUUUUAUUUUUUUGGCGACCAUAAAUAAUUAGUUAGCGAACCCCAGGUUGAGACACAUUGUUAUAUACUAUAAUUGGGCAUAUUAGACGAUUAAAUAUAUAAUAUAAAAAAAGCUGAUACUGGGGACGGGUGUAGUCACUGUUGUAGGUGGAAAGUUAAAAAGGUAGGAUACAUACGGUUAUUUCAUUUAUAUCUGUAAGCAACGAUAAACCAUUGCUUGACGAAAGACGAUUCCGAGCGCAGUUCGGUAAUACAUAAUUUGAAGUGCCGUAAUUUGUUUUGCGAUUUUCGUUUAAAUUUGAUUUCAAAACGCUUGUUAAAAAAAAAAAGUCAUCCGAUGAUUUUGGAAAUUUUACCAUGUCUAGGUAUGUCCAAUAUAAGUAUUAUUACCAAGUUUUAAAUCUCUGCGUAUAUUUAUAACCGAAUUACAGAGAAAAACUCCCAAAAAUUAAAAUUCCCUAAAAGCUCAAAAGUGUCUCAAAAGUUUUGGUAAUUAUACCAUUAGAAAGUAUAUCAAAAAAUCAAGAAUUAGAUGAAAAUAAAAAUUUAAAACAUUUUCAGAAGAAUAAUAAUCCCUAUAAAAUGGCUAUCUUCGAAUUUUUCAAAAACAAUAGAAUUUUAAGUUUUUACUUAAACAUGAAAAAUUAAUUGAAGUAUAAUUAUUUGUAGUCUUUAUCCUUUUGAAUAAUAUAAAAACAGAAUUUUGAUUAUCUUUAUUAUUUCCCAAGAUAUUACAAUGGGUAUCUUCACGGGACACGCUGUUUUGUCAAAGUUAGAGAUAUGAACAUGAGUUUUGUAUAAUAAUGUUAUUAGUAAGACAGUAAAUAUAGUAAAUAUUUUAGUUGUAUAGUGGGAUAUUAAUAUAUUUUAUUUUGUAAUUAUAUUUUUUUAGAAAUAUCAAAAACUUUUAGAAGACGAUUUUGCUGGUAAUUAUUUUAAACCAAAACGAGCUACUGAAUUAUUAAUACAAUCCCACGGAGAGUCUGGUAGACCGUUUCAUAAAUGGAAAGGUACAAUAAAUACUGCGUUAUAACUAAUAACUAUUAAUAAGUACAAGAUACAAAUAGUUAUUUAAAAGAUACGGACAUAAUUUGCACAAUGGGUGGGCCACUGUAGUAGAUGAGAAGUUAGGAAGGUAGAAGGGAAAUUUAAUGUUUAUCUGUACGCAAUGAUUUACCAUUGCAAACGAAAAACCAUUCUGAACGGAGCUCGGUUAAUAGUGUUGCUUUGUUAACAGUAUAUAUAUAUAUAUAUAUAUAUCAUAUUAUGGUAAAAUAUUUUCCUGUUUUUCAUACGUUUUUUUUCCAUUUAUUGGAAAAACUCCUGGAAAAAUCAAAAUAUGACCUUUUUAAAGUAUCAUUCCAAUUAAAUUUCCUUUCAGAAAAAGUGCUAUAAUUUAAAAUUGAAGCCAAUUUGCUGAUGGAAAAAUUGUUCACAGAUUAAAAAACAAAUAAUAAUAAUAAAAUAAUCAUAAAUCAAAUGAAAUUGUAAAACCAAUACAUUCCUCGCUCCGCUCAGAAAAUCUAAAAUUUUAAAAUAUAGUAGUUAUGGACAUUUUUUUUUUUUACAGGCCACAGGCGUUUAUCACCAGAAAAUACAAUUAAAAAGCCAACGAGACUAGAAUCACUUCCGGUUAUAGGUGAUCGCAAAUUACAAAAGAACACAUUGGACAGAAUAUAAUUUUAAAAAGAAAAAAAAAACCAUUUAAAAAAAUUAUAUAAUGCAAACGUAAUAAAUAUUACAAACAAUUUUAAUUUUUAAUAGUUUCCAUUUGAAAUAUUGAUGACCAAAUAUCCUCGGAUAAUAGUUUAGGUUGUUCGAACGCAGCGAAAUGUCCACCUUCCUUCAUUUCUGUAGAACUGAUCAAAUUUAUGUAUUUACGUUGUAAUAGUUUUUUCAGCUGCAACGCCAUAGGCAUCUCAUUUGGGAACAAAGCGCAAGCAGCGGGUACUUGUACUCGAGCACUAAAAAUAAAAAAAUAAUAAUAAUAAUAAACAAACAAGCGAAUUCGUGACCAAUUGUAUUUAAACUGUGUAGGUACUUGAUAUGGGGUAGUGACUGAUAUUUUUUACUGGCAAACUCCGAAUACAGGCGCAUCGAUGUGGUCAUGGAAUUGGUAACCCAGUAAAUCAUAACGUUGUCCAAAAGUUCAUCCAAGUUGUACUUUGACAAGCCACCGUCUGGCAAAUGUUUCCACUCGGCAUUAGUCCAGGUGGUGAACUUUUCUAAGAUAUAAGCCGCUAACCCGACCGGCGAAUCGUUCAGAGCGACUCC